This is a messenger RNA of Paramuricea clavata, 6932 nucleotides long. The record is from the annotation of a GenBank genome assembly. Lineage: Eukaryota; Metazoa; Cnidaria; Anthozoa; Malacalcyonacea; Plexauridae.
AUGCCUGAUUCGAUAAGUCACUUAACUCCUUCACUUUAUGCUGAUGACACGGAAAUUUAUGCAUCUUCUAAUGACUGCGCUGACCUUGUCGACAAGGUAAAUAUUGAUCUCGAAAACAUACGCAAAUGGAUGAUACACAAUAAACUUCAAAUCCACCCCAGUAAAUCGAAACAUAUGUUCAUUGGAUCUCCCUAUAACCUUAAGAAUAAAGUAUCUGGUAAUCCUAUUUUAAUUAAUAAUAAGCUAGUACCCAGGAUUAAUAAAUAUUCAUGCCUUGGCGUGACUAUGGACGAAAGGUUGUCUUGGGAUAAACAUAUUGAUUCAAUCUGCUCUAAAGUUGGUGCCGGUAUUGGUGCAAUGAGACGUGUUAAACCUUUUGUACCACUGUCGACAACCAAAAUGCUAUAUAAUGCUAUUAUACAGCCUUAUUUCGAUUAUUGCAGCCCGUUGUGGGAUAAUUGUGGAAUUGGGCUCAAAGAUAAGUUGCAAAAAUACCAAAAUCGUGCUGCAAGAGUAAUUACUGGGGCAACUUACGAUAUUCGGUCAUCUGAGUUACUCAAUAAUCUAAAUUGGAAACCUCUCGAAGAAAGACGAAAUUAUCUUAAAUCUAUUUUCGUCUAUAAAAUUCUGAAUGGCCACACCGCACCCAAUCUUAAAGAAGCAUUUCAAUUUAAUAAUGAAAGACAUAAUACUUACAAUCUUAGAAAUAGGGAUACUGAUUUAGCACCACCUGUGCCGAAAACAGAAUUCGGCAAGAGGUGCUUCAGUUAUAAUGGUGCCUUGCAUUGGAAUAAUCUUCCCCAUGAGGCAAAAAUUGCUGACUCCUUAAGCUCUUUCAAAUCGAUAUUGAAACAAAGAAUGAGUUGAAAUUUGCUUGUGUGUAAUCGUGCAGCUAAAAUCACUUGUAUUUUUGUUGUUAUAUUUUGUAUUUCUUGUAAAUAGUUAAUUUCUUGUAAAUAGGUAAUUUCACGCCCCUCAUGGAAACCAGCCUUCCAACGGCUGUUGAGGCUAGCGUGGUUUAAAUAAAGUUUUCUAUGUAUGUAUGUAUGUAUGUAUGUAUGUAUGUAUGUAUGUAUGUAUGUAUGUAUGUAUGUAUGUAUGUAUGUAUGUAUGUAUGUAUGUAUGUAUGUAUGUAUGUAUGGUGGUAACAGUGAUGAUUGGUGAUGUGUGGUGGCGAUAUUAAUAAUUUUCAUAUCGUAAUCUGCUUUGUUACUUCAUGUAGUGUGGCCAUGAAAUCACGAACGAAGAUGUUCACAUCUCGUAUCUACCACUGGCACACAUGUAUGAACGCGCUUGUCAUGUAAGAUAUUUUUAUACUGUAGAACCAGCAACAAGAAUAAAACUCGAUUUUCUACUUUUUAAAAGUAUGAUUUUCCCAAUUAAAAGUCUGCUCAUCGUUUCAGUUCAUGAUGUUCUCGACUGGAGCGAGAAUUGGAUUCUUCACAGGAAACGUGCGAAAAAUUACUGAAGACUUAAAGACUUUAAGGUGAGGUGACUUAUACAAAUUGUGAAUUGGGUAGCAACGUUAUAUUGGUACAAACGUCAGCCAAAUGUGUCUACACGUAUUUGAUCGGUGAGAGUUGAUGAGAGUUGAUAAGAGUUGGCAGUCACGAAUUGUUACAGGGGACAUUUCAAGCUCUAGAUUAACAAAAUAAAGGUUUGAUGAAUGUUCCAACUAUGUUUUAACUUCAAUAGAAUACAUGAUAGUGUUGGGAAAGCAUUAAGAACAGCUAACCAAGCUCACGUCGCUGCCAACUCUCAUGCAUUUUCAUCCUCGUUUCAUCCGUGCUUAACACUAAUAAAACUUCUGAAAUAUUUUGCUAGGCCGACCAUUUUCAUUUCUGUGCCAAGACUAUUGAACCGAAUACACGAUAAGGUAGGCCUGUUACUGUUCGCUAGAAAACUCAUUCAUUCAAGAGAGCUCUGUAAUUUCUUAACAGUCUUCAACUAAUAGAAUUAUCCAGAAAAAAUAAAUUAGUUUCUAUAAUUGGGUUCAAUUAAUUUUAGGUGAUGUCUGACUUGGAGAAAAGUUCGUUCAAGAAAUUUCUUUUCAACAUGGCAUUGUCUUCCAAAGAAAGUGAGCUCAGCAGGUUGGUUCUCAAAUCAAGUGUUAAAAUGGAUUGUGACCAUAGUUUGGAGAUAUAGUCAACCCACUCAACCCCAAUAUAAAACAAGCUGACAGAGUAUAGCCUUGGUGCUUUGCUGGUAUUUUUAUAAUUUAUUAUUUUAGCUAAAAACCUUUUUGUUUAGGAAUAUCAUACGACGAGAUAGUAUGUGGGACUACAUAGUCUUCAGAAAAAUUCAGGUAAGAUUAGGUCACCACACUUCCGAAUCGUGUUGGAAUUUAAGCUUCUCGAUUCCGUAUAGUAUGUUACUUUGGCUCUGGAGCUUGUUUUCGUACAAAGCUCCAACGUCUCAAUGGACCAUUUGCAUUAUAUGAUAAUCACAAAGAGCAUCACAAAAUUAGUAAUAUUCCAAAGUUUCGUUGCGACAUGUUGUAAAAUGCGGAUAAUAUAGCCUUGCGAAAUUUGCAAUUUUCAGUCAUUUUGUAUUACAUACUGGAAAUUGAUGCCCCAACACCCGAUUGGGCUGUCAAUUUCCCGUGCGUAAUACAAAAUGACUGAAAAGCGGCAAACUUCGCAAGGCUAUAUUAUCCGCAUUUUACAACAUUUCGCAACGAAACAUUGGAAUAUUACUAAUUUUGUGAUGCUCUUUCAAGCUGUGAUGAAAUUUUUGUCUAGACUUGUCCAUUACGGAAACGAGGCUGUAUAGCAGAGGUGACUGGUGACAUACUUUCCGGAUGCGUGUAUUCUUGGAGGCCGUGUAUCUUACUACAACCUCAAAAAAUACAUCUUUUCUUUCAGGAAACAUUAGGCGGUCGCAUUCGUUUUGUUCUGAGUGGGUCAGCUCCUCUUUCUGACAGAGUCAUGAAAUUCUUGCGCGCAUCGUUUGGAUGUUUUGUAAGUUGAAAUUCGAUAAAUUACAAACACUGCAUUGUGUAACAUGAACACAGUGAGUUUAAGUUUAAAAUAAAAUAAAAUAAAAUAAAAUAAACGCAACUUCAACAACUCUGCUGAUUUGUUUAGGUAUUUGAAGGUUAUGGACAGACGGAGACAACUGCUGGUGCUACAAUACAGCUCAUGGGGGAUCCAACAAUAGGUGACAGAGCUAGAUUCACCACAGUCUAUUACAUGGGUCCGGUUGUAUCAAGCCCGUUUAGCUUAAACGGUGGUUAAGCUCAAAAUAGAAAGCAAGUCUAUAGAUUCAUUCAACAACAAAACUAAAAGUUUUGAACCUUAAUAGAACGAUAUUGUUUUCAACGACAUAUUCAGUGCAGAAUAUUUAAGUUAACAGAUUCACGAAAGAUAUAAGAGAGUUAUUUAAUUUUGACUUAUCCACCGUUUAAGCUAACGGGCUUGAUACAACCGGUCUCUGGUUUACACUAUCAAAGUUUCUGUGAUCACAGUAGGAAUUUUGCAUAUAGGUAAGUCGUAGCUACGUCUUGAAGGAUUUGUAAACGCCGAUUUAGACUACACAAUUUUUGCCUAAGACUGUCGCAUGUAAUCUUCUUACAACUUGAAUUGUACUGUGUGAAUCAAGCACACAACUCACCUGCGUUGGCGUGAGUGGCGUGCUUGAUUAAUAUAGUACAACUCAAGUUGUAAGCAGGUUGCAUGUGAUAGUUUUAGGCAAAAGUUGUGUAGUGUUGUUUGAGGGAACUAACUAAACUCUCUUACAAAUCCUUCAAAACUUAGAAUUUACCCAUGCAAAAUUCCUGCUGUGAUCACAGAAACUUUGAUAGUGUAAAUCAGGCCUAGCUCAUUGUGUCCCCAACAGAACCCUCUAUCAUUUAUUGUGGCAACAGUUGCUGGGUUGUAAUGCGUGGGAAAAUCAUGCGUGGGCAAUGUCGCAAAGUAAAUACUUAAUGCAUAAACUGUCAACUCAUGAAUACAUAACUUGAAAUCUAUACAAACACAAAAAGCUCGCACUUCAAAAUUAAAAUUUCAAAGGGAUUAUGAUGAAUAUCAUCGAAGGUCACUUCUCGGCUUACCAAUUUAAUAUCUUACCAAUUUAAUAUAGGCAAGAGUUGUGUAGUGUAAACUUACAAGUAGCCUUAAGAAAUUUUGGGGGAAACUAACUUAGUGUUUAACAUUAAGUCAUCAGUUCCCUCAAAACUCUCUUACAAAUCCUUCAAAACUUAGAAUUUACUCAAUUUGAUCACAGAAACUUUGAUAGAGUAAAUCAGCCGAAAGGCGUAUUCGCGAAAUGUCGAAGUUCUCCUUAUAUUUUUCAGGUAGUUGUGCGCAUAUACUCUUUACACCACAUCUUAGAAACUUACGCAGUCGGUCUGAUAUGAAUUAAAAUGUUGUGUUUUAUCAGGUCAUGUUGGGCCACCUUUACCUUGUAACCUCGUCAAACUUAUUGAUGUUCCUGAUAUGGAUUACUAUGCCAAAGACGGCACAGGCGAGGUAUACUACUACAUACGUAAAAACGCACAAGUUGUAACAAACCUGCAACAGACUUGUACACGUAAAAAUCUCACAACUUGUCAACAAGAUGUGUUCACAACAGGCUUGUAGCAAGCUUGUCAACAAGUUGUAACAAUGCUGUUAUUUUAUCAAGUUGCUACAAGGUUGUCACUCACAACUUGUUGACAAAUUGUUGAAUUGCAGGACGAUAACAAGUUGUUGGAGCAACUUGUAACAAGUCUGUUGAGCUCAACAACCUUGAAGCAAGUUGUCAACAAGCCGUUGACAAACUUGUCAACAAGCUGCGAACACAUCCUGUUGACAAGUUGUUGGAACAGUAUUGCUACAGGUCUGCUGCAGGUUUGUUACAACUUGUGCGUUUUUAUGUGUGUAGCAAUGCUGUUCCAACAACUUGUCAACAGGAUGUGUUCGCACUGCUUGUUCCCAGCUUUAUAACAAACGUACUUGCAGGGAGGUGAGUCCGGGAUUGGACGCACCGAGGGUGGCUGGAAGUUUCUGCACGUCUAAAUUUGAAACUUCUGAUUUCAGGAACAAAUUUUACAUUUUAUUUCCAGGUGUGUUUCAAAGGUCCUAAUAUUUUCCAAGGAUAUUUAUAUGAUGAUCAGAAAACCAAGGAAGCUUUUGAUGAAGAUGGUUGGUUGCUUUCAGGAGAUAUUGGAAUCUGGCUUCCUAACGGAACAUUAAAAAUUGUAGACAGAAGAAAAAACAUAUUCAAACUCUCGCAGGUUUGGGCAAGAUACCUUGACAUAAUGUUUGAAUGUAAAAACUUUUGACAGUAUAUACCAGUGAGAUAUCUUUUCCAGGUAGUUCAGACACAAACCACGACAGCUUAUUGUAGAAUUACCUACACUGGACCACCACGUUUGAGAUAUGUUUUUCAGGUAGUUCAGACACAAACCACGGCAGCUUAUUGUAGAAUACUACCUACACUGGACCACCACGUUUGAGAUAUCUUUUCAGGUAGUUCAGACACAAACCACGACAGCUUAUUGUAGAAUACUACCUACACUGGACCACCACGUUUGAGAUAUCUUUUUCAGGUAGUUCAGACACAAACCACGACAGCUUAUUGUAGAAUACUACCUACACUGGACCACUACGUUUGAGAUAUCUUUUUCAGGUAGUUCAGACACAAACCACGGCAGCUUAUUGUAGAAUACUACCUACACUGGACCACCACGUUUGAGAUAUCUUUUUCAGGUAGUUCAGACACAAACCACGACAGCUUAUUGCAGAAUACUACCUACACUGGACCACCACGUUUGAGAUAUCUUUUUCAGGUAGUUCAGACACAAACUACGACAGCUUAUUGUAGAAUACUACCUGCACUGAACCACCACGUUUGAGAUAUCUUUUUCAGGUAGUUCAGACACAAACCACGACAGCUUAUUGUAGAAUACCACCUGCACUGGACCACCACGUUUGAGAUAUCUUUUCAGGUAGUUCAGACACAAACCACAACAGCUUAUUGUAGAAUACUACCUACACUGGACCACCACGUUUGAGAUAUCUUUUCAGGUAGUUCAGACACAAACCACGACAGCUUAUUGUAGAAUACUACCUACACUGGACCACCACGUUUGAGAUAUCUUUUUCAGGUAGUUCAGACACAAACCACGACAGCUUAUUGUAGAAUACUACCUACACUGGACCACCACGUUUGAGAUAUCAUCCUGCUAUUUCAAAUAUAGGGAGAAUAUAUAGCUCCAGAGAAAAUUGAAGAGAUCUACCAACCAUGUCCUUCUGUCCAUCAAGUUUUUAUCACUGGGAUUGGCACAGAGGUGGGUAUACAGUCAUAUUUAAUUCAGACAAGGUUUCCAAGUAUAAUGCUUCACAAUGUAUUUUUUAUUGGUAUUUGGUGAAAUCUUUAUGAUUGAAUUUUAGAGUUGUGUAGUUGGUAUUGUUGUUCCUGAAACUGCCGAGUUAAACAAAACAUUCCCAGGACAAGUUGAAGAACUGUGUAGCAAUGAGGUAUUGUUUGUUUGUUUGUUUGUUUGUUUGUUUGUUUGUUUGUUUGUUUGUUUGUUUGUUUGUUUGUUUGUUUGUUUGUUUGUUUGUUUGUUUGUUUGUUUGUUUGUUUGUUUGUUUGUUUGUUUGGUUGUUUGUUUGUUUGUUUGUUGUUUGUUGUGUUCUGUAUACAUGUGUUCUCCUCACAACCAACAAGUGACCUUAUCUAUUUAUUCGCACAGGAAGUGAAACAACACAUUCUUAAAGAGAUGACGUCGUUUGCCAAGAAAGCUAACCUCAGGUCAUUUGAGCAGGUGCGUGUUGUAUUCAGGGUUUUCAACAUCUGCACCCGAUAGAACUAACGGUAGAAAGGAUUUGUUGAUGGUGAAUUCAAGUGUGAAUUCUAUACAUUUAUUAUACCUAACCAGGAACAGCUGUGAAAAAUGCAACUAUAGAUCCCCUGGCAGGAAUCGAACUUGCGGCCCUGUGAUUCCG